GGCGCCUUAGGGAGGGGGGAGUAGCCGCCAUCUUGGGGACUGGGCGGAGAGAGGGCGCGAGAGCGAGCUGAGGCAGCACUGGCAGAAGAAAACAAACACAUCUUCUGGCAAGUUUUGAACUUGAAGCUUCUGCAGAUGUUUCCUCUUACUCAGGUCUUAUGCAAUAUGGAAAGAGAAGACUAAGGUUCCAUCAUGAUCGGAGGCUUGUUCAUUUAUAAUCACAAAGGAGAGGUUCUAAUCUCUCGAGUCUACCGUGAUGACAUUGGGCGGAAUGCAGUGGACGCCUUCCGUGUCAAUGUCAUCCACGCACGGCAGCAGGUGCGUUCACCUGUCACCAACAUUGCCCGCACCAGUUUCUUCCAUGUCAAGCGUUCCAACAUCUGGCUGGCUGCAGUCACCAAGCAGAAUGUCAAUGCUGCCAUGGUCUUCGAAUUCCUCUACAAGAUGUGCGACGUGAUGACUGCCUACUUCGGGAAGAUCAGCGAGGAGAAUAUCAAGAACAACUUUGUGCUGAUCUAUGAGCUGCUGGAUGAAAUCCUGGACUUUGGCUAUCCUCAGAACUCUGAGACAGGGGCUCUGAAAACCUUCAUCACUCAGCAAGGCAUCAAGAGCCAGACUAAAGAAGAACAAUCGCAGAUUACCAGCCAGGUGACUGGUCAGAUUGGCUGGAGACGUGAAGGGAUCAAGUACCGUCGGAAUGAGCUUUUCCUGGAUGUGCUAGAGAGUGUGAAUCUGUUAAUGUCACCACAGGGUCAGGUUCUCAGUGCCCAUGUCUCUGGCAGGGUGGUGAUGAAGAGCUAUCUGAGUGGAAUGCCAGAGUGCAAGUUUGGCAUGAAUGACAAGAUCGUCAUUGAGAAACAGGGCAAAGGGACUGCGGAUGAAACAGGGAAAAGCGGCAAACAGUCAAUCGCCAUCGAUGACUGCACUUUCCACCAGUGCGUGCGGCUCAGCAAGUUUGACUCGGAGAGGAGCAUCAGCUUCAUCCCACCUGAUGGAGAGUUUGAGUUAAUGAGAUACCGAACCACCAAGGACAUCAUCCUGCCCUUCCGUGUCAUUCCCCUGGUGCGGGAGGUGGGCCGCACCAAGCUGGAAGUGAAAGUGGUGAUCAAAUCCAACUUCAAACCCUCCCUGCUGGCCCAGAAGAUAGAGGUCCGAAUCCCAACUCCCCUCAACACCAGUGGAGUGCAGGUCAUCUGUAUGAAAGGGAAGGCGAAGUACAAGGCCAGCGAGAAUGCCAUCGUGUGGAAAAUUAAGCGUAUGGCUGGAAUGAAGGAGUCCCAGAUCAGUGCAGAGAUUGAACUGCUGCCCACCAAUGACAAGAAGAAAUGGGCUCGGCCGCCAAUCUCCAUGAACUUUGAGGUCCCAUUCGCACCCUCUGGCCUGAAGGUGCGUUAUCUGAAAGUCUUUGAGCCAAAGCUGAACUACAGUGACCAUGAUGUGAUCAAAUGGGUGAGGUACAUCGGCAGGAGUGGAAUCUACGAGACCAGGUGCUAGCUCCAAGAGGCUGGCGGGUUCCCUCUCUUCCCCAGCCACCCUCCCAGUCUCCUUGGUCUUCAAGUACACUUAAAGAGAGCAUCUGUCUGGCCCCCUCUGCACACGGAUUGGAAGUUAGACCCCUGUGGCUCACCUCGGGAAUGGACUCUCUCCUGUCUAUGAUCUCCAUUACCACCAGAGUGGCAGCUGAAGUUCAGAACCUGACCAUGCACAGGAGGAGCAUAGCUAGCCUCCUGCUUCCUGUCCCAAGGUGGGGAGGGACUAGUCUAACCACCAUCCUCCUAGGAUCAUUCUAGGGAACAUCCACCAUUAAACUCUUCUGUUGGUGUCUCGCUACUUGCAUCAUAUCCUAGUAUUUUUGAAGUUCUUGUGCAUAUGUACUCGUAGAAUAGGCCUGAAAACCAUAGACUGGACAAAUCUGAGUUGACGCUACCCUGGCUCCUGUACUAGCUAUUGCUGUCGUGGUAGAUGUUGUGCAGUCUGAGGCGCCUAGGUGUGGUGAGCUCACCAAGCCUCACCACCUUCCUUUUUUUCCUUGCAAAGUCUUCAGUAUCAUGUCCUGCCAUGGGAAGGUUUGUGACCAAAAAGGAUAAGGGUUUAAGACUCUUGCUGGUGUGUAUGUGGGUGGCACAGCAUUUCACAGCCCAUAUCAGGUCCUUGGAGCACUUACCCCCACCUGAUGCUGGCUUGAGCCAGAGUCUGCCCUCCAGUGGAUUGGAAACUCCUCUUCCAUCCCAGCGGGUGUGGGCGCAGGUCAUCCUUACUCUACCCAGGAUGUGAACCUCAGGAUCCGUCCUUGGCAAUCUGAAAUAUGAUGGCCAGUAAGAGAACCCUGCCCCAGCCUACCCUCUCCACACUUCUACCAAAUGCUUCUGGGUCUAUAGAAAUGCUGCUGCUACCCACAGUCCUCUGCUUCUAAUAGUGUGGUCUCCAUUUUGUACACUUUGUGAUUUGUCCAGUUCUAAACCUAAUAAAGUACGUAGAACACUG
This is a messenger RNA of Emys orbicularis (European pond turtle), 2484 nucleotides long. It is a transcript of the gene AP2M1, whose product is annotated as adaptor related protein complex 2 subunit mu 1. The transcript is spliced from 12 exons. Gene Ontology annotation, molecular function: clathrin-cargo adaptor activity. Gene Ontology annotation, cellular component: cytoplasmic vesicle; AP-2 adaptor complex. The record is from RefSeq and is a predicted model, not a curated record. Gene Ontology annotation, biological process: clathrin-dependent endocytosis; intracellular protein transport. Lineage: Eukaryota; Metazoa; Chordata; Testudines; Emydidae. Bases 193 to 1494 code for a protein of 433 amino acids.